Messenger RNA from Cyanidioschyzon merolae strain 10D, 1299 nucleotides. Its product is annotated as argininosuccinate synthase. The transcript has a single exon. The record is from RefSeq and is a predicted model, not a curated record. Gene Ontology annotation, molecular function: argininosuccinate synthase activity; ATP binding. Bases 1 to 1299 code for a protein of 432 amino acids. NCBI's taxonomy places the organism in Eukaryota, Rhodophyta, Bangiophyceae, Cyanidiales, Cyanidiaceae. Gene Ontology annotation, cellular component: cytoplasm. Gene Ontology annotation, biological process: urea cycle; L-arginine biosynthetic process.
AUGUCGAAAGGGAAAGUAAUUCUAGCUUACUCGGGGGGCUUGGACACCUCCGUGAUCCUCAAGUACCUUCAGAACGAAGGCUACGAGGUGAUCUGUUUUUGCGCCAACGUUGGCCAAGACGAAGACUUUGAAGCAGCGAAGCAGAAGGCGCUCGCGCUCGGGGCGUCCAAAGUCUAUGUCGAAGAUCUACGGGAAGACUUCCUCGUAAACUACAUCUUCACGGCGGUGAAGGCGAACGCGAUCUACGAGUCUCGGUACCUGCUGGGCACUUCGCUGGCGCGGCCCUGCAUCGCCAAGAGGCAAAUCGAAGUCGCCCACCUCGAACAGGCAGCGUAUGUAGCUCACGGUGCAACAGCGAAAGGAAAUGAUCAAGUGAGGUUCGGACUCUGCUACUACGCGCUUGACCCGAACAUCCAAGAGAUUGCGCCGUGGCGAGACCCGGCCUUCCUGGCUCGCUUCAAGGGUCGCCAGGACCUCCUGAAGUACGCACGCGAAAACGGCAUUCCAGUGCCGAGCGGCCCGAAGCCUCCCUAUUCUAUGGAUGAUAACAUGAUGCAUAUCUCUUACGAAUCGGGUGAACUCGAGGAUCCCUCGGUGCCCGCUGAUGAGAGCAUCUAUACGAAAACCGGUCCAAUGGAUAAGUGGCCUGAUCGCCCCCAGGUCGUGCGAAUCCACUUCAAGGAUGGUGUUCCGAUCAAGGUUGAGGACGCUGCAACGGGAUCUGUCUAUGACAGCCCAAUGGCUUUAUUCGAGUUCCUUACACAGGUCGGAAGGAAGCACGGGAUCGGUCGGAUCGAUAUCGUCGAGGACCGCUUUAUAGGCCUCAAAUCUCGUGGCGUCUACGAGACACCGGCUGUUACGAUUCUGCGCUGCGCCCACAUCGAUAUUGAGGGCAUUGCCAUGGACCGCGAGGUGAUGCGGCUGCGGGAUAUGCUUUCGCCAGAAUUUAGCAAACUCGCGUACAACGGGUUCUGGUUCUCCCCCGAGAUGGAUUUCCUCGUCUCUGCGAUCAACAAGAGUCAGGAGCUCAUCGACGGCUGGGUCGACGUACAAUGCUUCAAAGGCUCCUGUUUGGCGAUCGCCCGACAGUCGCCCACUAGCUUGUACGAUGAACGGCUGGCAUCGAUGAACGAGGUGGAUGCGUUCACCCCGUCAGAUGCCGGUGGCUUUAUUCGUAUCAACGCGAUUCGACUCAAGGCACAUCGCCGGAUUCUCGAGAAGGUCGGAACAGAUCGUCUCGCAGACCUGAAGCCGACACCGACACCAACAUACGCAGCGCUUGGUACGACGGAUCCCUGA